CCAAAUUCAAAAUGGCGGCAAAAAUUCGUGGAGUUCUUAUCGAUCUUAGCGGCACAAUUCACGUUGAAAAUUCAGUAAUUCCUGGUUCUAUACAAGCUCUCAAAAGACUUCGAGAAUCUGGCGUUACUGUUCGAUUCGUCACCAACACUACAAAAGAAUCAAAAUCUACCCUACUGAGACGUCUGACUGGCAUAGGAUUUGAUAUAAAAGACGAAGAAGUUUUUACUUCACUCACAGCUGCUCGUCGUGUAAUUGAGCAAAGAAGCCUGCGUCCAAUGUUGUUGUUGCAAUCGGACGCCAUUGAAGACUUUAAAGGCGUUGACGUAAACAAUCCAAAUGCAGUAGUAGUAGGACUUGCCCCUGAUUGUUUUAAUUAUGAAACCUUAAACAAAGCAUUCAGGCUUUUGCUGGAAGGUUGCCCUCUAAUUGCAAUUCACAAAGUACGAUACUACAAAAGAGGAGAUGGACUGGCACUAGGUCCAGGCCCCUUUGUUACUGCUCUUGAAUUCGCAACAGAUAUCAAAGCUGAAGUUUGUGGCAAACCUCAAGCUUCUUUUUUCAAACAGGCACUGUGUGAAAUUGGCUGUGAUGUGCAAUCUGCAGUCAUGAUUGGUGAUGAUGCAAGGGAUGACAUAAGUGGAGCAGAAUCCAUAGGGAUCAAAGGAUUUCUUGUUCAAACAGGUAAAUACCGAGAGGGAGAUGAAUGUCACCUUGAGAAGCCUCCCUUUGCAGUUUGUAAAGAUUUCUCUGUAGCAGUGGAUCAAAUACUUGCAAUGUUAUGAUGUAGCUUGGCAAAAAUCAGUCAGGAAAUCAUAAUUUAUGUAAAGCAAAUUGAACUCUAACUGUACAAGAACUCAAGGUCUUGGAGCUGUUUCUACUUUUCUAGAGAUUUCACACCAAUUUGGUGCUAUAAUACAAGGGGAGUGAAAGAUGGAUUGACAAGCAACAACUAUUUGGUUAUGAAAUUCAGUUAAUAUAAGAGGGAUAACACAAUGAGCAUAUUUCACAAUCCCUUUUACAAUAUGGGGAGAGGUGGGUUGAAGCCCCAGUCUCCCAGUCGUGAGGUUCAGGUCUGAGACCUGACCUGGUCAGUUUAUUUUGUUGUGUUCUUAGGCAAAACACUUUACUCUCUCAGUGUCACUCUCCACCCGUGAGUAUAAAUGGGCACUGGUGAAGUGUCAGAGAAGCCUGAUUAAAUGUCGGGGGGGGGGGGGUAAGUUUAAGUGGUUCACUUAAUUUCUAACCCUGCUAGUUAACAAACAUGAGGACUAUGUAUAUUUUUAACUUGAUUUUAUCCUCUACAUUUUAUAUAAUCUUAACUUAUUUUUCUUUUCUCUUGACUAUCUUUUAUUACCAAUAUUGUUAUAAUAUAUGUGCAUAUGGACUUUUAUAAUUUUUGGAUGCAGGUCCACAUCAGCCCUUGGCUGGCAUAUUAUGUAACAUAACCUGCUUUAUCAAAUAAACGUAUGUAUGUACGUAUGUAUGUAUGUAAGUGUCUAACUCUUGAUAAUAAGUUCCAA
Messenger RNA from Stylophora pistillata, 1520 nucleotides. RefSeq names its product haloacid dehalogenase-like hydrolase domain-containing protein 2. NCBI's taxonomy places the organism in Eukaryota, Metazoa, Cnidaria, Anthozoa, Scleractinia, Pocilloporidae. Gene Ontology annotation, biological process: dephosphorylation. Gene Ontology annotation, molecular function: phosphatase activity. The record is from RefSeq and is a predicted model, not a curated record. Gene Ontology annotation, cellular component: cytoplasm.